This is a messenger RNA of Brassica rapa (field mustard), 1985 nucleotides long. Its product is annotated as putative F-box/FBD/LRR-repeat protein At5g44960. Gene Ontology annotation, molecular function: protein binding. Lineage: Eukaryota; Viridiplantae; Streptophyta; Magnoliopsida; Brassicales; Brassicaceae. The record is from RefSeq and is a predicted model, not a curated record.
CACCAACUUUCAAAUAUUGGUCAUUUUAAACUUCAUAUUUUGUUGACUCGGUCAUUUACGAGCUCCGAAUAGUCAACCGUUAAAUUUGAUUAAAAAUAAAUGCAUGUUAACUCUCUAAACGACAUCAUUUUAAAAAUUGAUUAAAACAUUGAUCAACCGAGGUUUUGUUUUCUUCUGAAACACUUAAAACAUCUCUUUCACGAGACCAAAGUGAAGAAGAUGAAUUUGAUUUGGGGCUCUAGUUUUGCGAAAGAGAUGAUUUGAGUGUUUCCAGAAGCAAAAAGACGUCAUUUAAUCAAUGUUUUAAUCAGUUUUAUAAAAAUAAUAUUGUUUAGAUAGUUAAUAGACGUUUAGUUUUAAUUGAUUUUAACAGUUGACUAUUCGGGUUUCUUAAACGGCCGAGUCAACAAAAUAUGAGAAUUAAAAUGACCAAUAUUUGAAAGUUGAUGAUUUUUUUGGCUCAAACAUAAGUUGAAGAUUUUUUUGGCUUUAAUUUGAAAGUUCAAGGUUUUAAUGGCUGUUUUCUCAUUUUCCUUAAUUAGUUACAACACUGGCAAAAGAGUCAUGGUAUUAAUUAAGAGAUUAAUAAAAUUGACUUUGAUUAUUUUUCUUUUAGCUAUACGUAGAUAAACGUCCUACGAAUAAUAUAACUUAGAAACCCUAAGCGUUCCUUGUGCUCUAAGCAUGGUGGGUUGCGAUUGUAUCAGCGAGAUGCCAGAUUCUUUGCUAACUCAUAUACUCUCGUACCUUCCGACCAAAGAUGCCGUUAAGACAAGUGUUUUGUCUAAGAGCUGGAGAUUUUUCUGGCUAGAGGUCACUUCAGAACUGGACUUAAACGCCGCUGACUUCCUCCGUUUCGAAGACGACUCCUCCUUGGUGAGUUUAUUGAACAACAGAUCGUUCCUACGAAAGUUCAAGAUCAAGUAUGAUGACUCUUCCCUAAGAAUAAAAAGAAAGCGUGGUAGUGAUUAUUCGAAAAAGGUUAACAACACUGGCAAAAGAGUCAUGGAGUGGGUAGCUGAAGCGGUUCAUCGCGGAGUUGAACACCUAGACGUAGUAAACGAGACGUAUAUACGACGUGCUGUUGAUUUCAUGCCUAAGUAUCUUUACGUGAGCAAGACGUUAGUGUCUCUGAGUCUCGUAAACGUAGGGCUUGAGGAUCCCAAGUUUGAAGUUUCUCUACCUUGUCUCAAGAGUAUAUAUCUAGACAACGUUUGUUACAUGGGAGAUGAUGCUCUUGUGAUUAUGGAGAGGCUCAUCUCAGGGUCUCCCGUGUUGAAAACUCUUACCACGGACGUUCCUGUUUUAAAUAAGAAGCCACAGCAAACUGUCUUCAGAGAGGCGCCUUGGUGUUUGGAGUAUGUCAAGAUCAACAAACUGACAAUGAAGGAGGAGCACUAUGGGAUUAAACUAGUAAACUACUUUCUCGAGAGCUCGCCAGCCUUCAGGAAAAUGACAUCGAGCUUCAUAGGUUCCCGUAAUCAACCAAGGGAAUCUGGGAUUGAAAUUGUAAAUUACUUUCUUGAGAAUUCGGCAGCGCUCAAGAAAAUGACAUUGAGUUUCAGAGAUUCUGAUAUGACUGAUGAAGAGGCAGAGAGCUACAAGAAGCUUCUUACAUCCACAAAGCUUUCUCCCAUGUGUCAAAUCUCUUUGUCUAUUUCACAUGAGUAAAUAUAUCUUUCAUGAAAAGUGCAGUUAGGCUUACUUUUUGAUAAAUAAAAAAGGCUUUCUAGGUUCAAGGCAAGACACAUAGAGUCUAUCUAUUGGAUGAUAAUGUACAUUCUAUAUGGAUUAUUUAUAGUCACAAAUAUCAUGAAUGAAUGAUUUGUUUAUGAGUUUUGUGAAAAUGAAAUCUGCAAGCUCUCUCAAAACUCAAAAGACAUCUGUAGAUAAAAUAAAAUAAAAAGAACUCCCUAAAAAAGGAAAACAAAAGACAAUCAUGAUUCCUGAACUAAGUAAAAACCAAUUCACUAAUAAAUAGAAGA